This is a messenger RNA of Ostertagia ostertagi, 879 nucleotides long. The record is from the annotation of a GenBank genome assembly. NCBI's taxonomy places the organism in Eukaryota, Metazoa, Nematoda, Chromadorea, Rhabditida, Trichostrongylidae.
AUGGUCAUGAGCCGAGAGCAAGCCGGUUUAGAAGCGGAUAUAGAAGCGGAUACUCCACACUCGAUCACUUGCACCUCCAUCACCUACAAGAACAUCAUUAAUGCUGAUGAGGCAAAGUGGUGGAGGUUUAAUGCAACCAUACGCCACGAGCAGUUCUUCACUGAUGAGUUCCCCAAAGGGAUUUGGUUCACUAGUGCUAUCAGUUCGAAGUAUCGCAUAAUGCUUUACGGCUACGACCGCAGGAAUCUUGUAAAUGUAUUCGUGUUCACAGAUCUUGGCGGCGAUUCUGAAGAAGCGAACAUAAUUCCCGUCGAAUCUGCUCUUCAUAAUACAUUUGAUGGUGUUCGGUUUGAUGAAUUGAACGGAAAAGCCUUUUUCAAUUCUUCUGAUGGCUUUUUAACCAUUACGAUGGAUAAUAAGUGUGGCAGAGAAAUCGGUAACUUCAUUCUGUACGAGCAGGUUGCGUUCGGUUGCAAGUGCAAAAUUCUGCACCGUCCAGGCUCAAAGGGUUGCGCGAGCACUACGGGCAGCGAUGUGGGUCGCUCUGCAAUGGAUGCCGCGAUCUGGUUUGAGAACCAUAAACUCUUCGCACUCGUGUCAACUGUCGAUUGUACUACAGAGAAGAAAAAUGGUCUCUUCAAGCUCCGCAUAAUAGAGCGUUCGUUACGCGGCGAUCCGGCGGAUUACCGCAAGAAAAGAACAACUGUUGUAAAUCAGGGCGUACUGCGCCUUCUCGGAAUCACUGAUGACUGUAUAGUUUACUUUCACUGGCUCAGUCUUCUGCUACCUAUGGCAUUCGAAAGAUUUCAAGCAAUUGCUGUACACAGACUCGUGGAAGGGACACCCUGUGAAGACGUUUUGCCGUUUAUGACACAGACG